AAUAAUACUCCCCACAUACCUUCUCUAUAGUAUGUUUUAUUUGAUCCAAAAGAAAAAAGAUUCUCUGUUUGUAUUGUUUAAACUUGCUUGAAGUCGUCCUAGUCUCCUAGGUCGAUUCCUGGAAAACGAAAUGAUUAACAAUUUAGGUUCAAUUGGAAAUUUUUGUACACGAAAAUUCUCGAUAUUGUGCUUAUAUAAACUCUUAACAUCGAUGUGUGCUUAAUCACUCAGCCUCUAUUUUAGGUUUUAACUUGUUUCUAUAUAUUUCAUUAACAUUUACUAUCGAUGGCUUGCAAUAUUUGCCUCAAGAAUAUUAUUGUUCUUGUUCUUUUUUUCAUUCUUAGCCUAUGUACCUUUAUAGUAACUUCCCGUGACUUAAAACAAUUAUCUAUGCUUGAAAGGCAUGAAAAAUGGAUAGCUCGUCAUGGACGUGUAUACAAAGAUGACAUAGAAAAGGAACAUCGCUUCAAAACAUUUAAGGAAAACGUUGAGUUCAUCGAAUCGUUCAACCAGAACGGAACUCGGCAUUAUAAGCUAGCCAUCAAUAAAUAUGCUGAUCUGACCACUGAGGAAUUUACGGCAUCAUUUAUGGGGCUCGACACUUCAUUGUCCCAGAAAGAAUCAGCUGCUCCAACAACGUCCUUUAAAUAUGAUAGUGUGACUGAAGUUCCAUUUAGCAUGGACUGGAGAAAGAGAGGCAGUGUCACAGGAAUCAAGAAUCAAGGUGUUUGUGGAUGUUGUUGGGCAUUUUCUGCGGUGGCAGCUAUAGAAGGAGCAUAUCAAAUCGUAAACAACGAACUAAUCUCUCUAUCGGAACAACAAUUAUUGGAUUGCACUACGCCGAACAAAGGUUGUAAUGGUGGACUAAUGACUUACGCCUACGAUUUCUUACUUAAGAAUAAUGGCGGGGGCAUUACCACGGAGACUAACUAUCCUUACGAAGAAGCUCAAGAUGUUUGCAACACCGAUCAAUCAGCAGCAGUGACAAUCAGUGGCUACGAAGUUGUCCCACCAUAUGAAUCUGCCCUACUACAAGCGGUAGCGAAUCAACCAAUAUCUGUUGGUAUUGCUGCUAACCAGGAGUUUCAUUUGUACGGAGGUGGGAUAUAUGAUGGAAGUUGCAACACUCAGCUGAAUCAUGCAGUCACAGUGAUAGGUUAUGGGACAAGUGAAGAAGAUGGUACAAAAUAUUGGAUAGUGAAGAACUCAUGGGGCAGUAGUUGGGGUGAGGAAGGAUACAUGAGAAUUGCUAGAGAUGUUGGAGUUGAUGGUGGCCAUUGUGGCAUUGCAAAGAUCGCUUCUUUCCCAACUGUUUGAAUCGUUAGAGUUUGCCAUGAAUUUCCUACUUUAUCUAGAUUCUAUUAUAAUAAAAUAAAUUUCAUGAAAAAUGUUUUCUCUGUGACAAA
Messenger RNA from Solanum dulcamara, 1406 nucleotides. RefSeq names its product zingipain-2-like. The record is from RefSeq and is a predicted model, not a curated record. The coding region runs from base 286 to 1317 and encodes 343 amino acids. The transcript has 2 exons. Gene Ontology annotation, molecular function: cysteine-type endopeptidase activity. NCBI's taxonomy places the organism in Eukaryota, Viridiplantae, Streptophyta, Magnoliopsida, Solanales, Solanaceae. Gene Ontology annotation, cellular component: lysosome.